AUGUAUAGAUAUCGGACCGGCGACAGCGGUGUUUUAUUGGUGUUGGAAGCUCGUUUGGAACAGGCCAGCCUUCUUAAGCGCGUCGUCGACGCCAUCAAGGACCUCGUCCAGGACUGCAACUUCGACUGCAAUGACUCCGGAAUUGCCCUCCAGGCCAUGGACAACUCUCACGUUGCCCUGGUCUCCAUGCUUCUCCGUGCUGAGGGUUUCUCCCCCUACCGCUGCGACCGUAACAUCGCCCUCGGCAUCAACCUGCUCUCCCUGACCAAAGUCCUCCGCGCCGCCCAGAACGAAGACAUCCUCACUCUCAAGGCUGAGGACUCACCUGAUGCUGUCAACCUGAUGUUCGAGAGCGCUGAGACCGACCGCCUCAGCGAGUACGAUAUCAAGCUCAUGGACAUUGACCAGGAACACUUGGCCAUCCCCGAGACCGAGUACGCUGCUACUGUCGAGAUGCCCUCUGCUGAGUUCCAGCGCAUUUGCCGAGACCUCAACGCUCUCUCUGAAUCAGUUGUGAUUGAAGCCAGUAAGGAGGGUGUCAAGUUCUCCUGCCAGGGUGACAUCGGUAACGGAUCCGUUACCAUUCGUCAACACACCAACGUUGACAAGCCCGACCAAAACGUCGCCAUCUCCCUCUCCGAACCCGUUGCCCUGACCUUCUCCCUCAAGUACCUUGUCAACUUCUGCAAGGCCUCCAACCUGUCCUCGUCUGUGAUCCUGCACCUCUCUCAGGAAGUGCCGCUCCUUGUUGAGUACGGUCUUGGUAGCGGCCACCUGCGGUUCUACCUGGCUCCUAAGAUCGGUGACGAAGAGUAA
This is a messenger RNA of Penicillium nucicola, 816 nucleotides long. RefSeq names its product proliferating cell nuclear antigen. The transcript is spliced from 5 exons. Gene Ontology annotation, biological process: regulation of DNA replication; mismatch repair; translesion synthesis. Gene Ontology annotation, cellular component: PCNA complex. The record is from RefSeq and is a predicted model, not a curated record. The coding region runs from base 1 to 816 and encodes 271 amino acids. NCBI's taxonomy places the organism in Eukaryota, Fungi, Ascomycota, Eurotiomycetes, Eurotiales, Aspergillaceae. Gene Ontology annotation, molecular function: DNA polymerase processivity factor activity; DNA binding.